This is a messenger RNA of Lipotes vexillifer (Yangtze River dolphin), 2327 nucleotides long. RefSeq names its product coiled-coil domain containing 191 (gene CCDC191). The annotation marks the transcript as partial. The record is from RefSeq and is a predicted model, not a curated record. The transcript is spliced from 13 exons. NCBI's taxonomy places the organism in Eukaryota, Metazoa, Chordata, Mammalia, Artiodactyla, Lipotidae.
AUUUAUGUGGUUAUUUGGAGGAAGAAGACGAAAGUACCACCUUUCAAAAAUUCAUAGACCAUCUGCUCCAUAAAGACGUGGUAGAUUCUGGGAUAUUGGAAGAUCUUGGAAUGAAUGAAAACCAAGACAAGAAGUGGCAGAAGGAUCCUCAUCUUACCAUGGAGAUGAGACAUAAGCAGGUAAAAGAAAAUCGCUUAAGACGUGAGAAAGAACUGGAGCGCCAGAGAAUUGAAAAGACCCUGAAAAAAUCAGCCUUCUUAGAGGCUCAGUAUCUGGUGAAAGAAGAGAAAAAAAGGAAGGCUCUAGAGGCCAAGAAAGAGGAGGAGGAGAUUCAAAGGGAGAUGGUAAAGCUGCGGAGGGAGAUAAUUGAGAGGAGACGCACUGUGGAAGAAGCAUGGAAAAUAGAGAAGAAAAAGCAAGAAGAAAAUUCUCCAAAAAAUCCGGAGAAAGGCAUGUUUCAAAAUGUUCAUAUUCUUCUGGAUGAAAAAAAAAUGGCAAAAGAAAGAAAGAAGAAACUGAAAGAGUUAUUAAUCCAAACUUUCAAGGAAAAUCACCAGUGUCAAAAACGGUAUUUCUCUGCCUGGCACAAGCUGAUUCUUGAUCAUAGGAUUAAGCUGGGGAAAGCUGGGACCCUGUCUGACUGGAAGUUGCAACUGAAGGUCCUGCGGGCCUGGAGAGACUACACAAGAUCCCAGAAGUUGGGGCGGGAGACUCAAGCCAUGGAAAAUGACCUUAGGGAAGAAAACAGAAAACAACAACUGGCCACUGACUAUAACCGGAAACAAGUUCUCCGACACCAUUUUACAGAAUGGCAGCAUUGGCACCGUGCAGAGAUCCAAAACAGAGAGCUGGCUGUUACAAAGGAGGAAACUAGGAAGAAAAUGAAUGAGCUGCUGAAGGCAGUGUCACUAGGGAAAGUCAGUGCAAACGUGUCAUCAAGCAUCCGUCUACUUGAGGAGGCAACAGCCAUGGAGGAUCCACCUAGAAAUGGAGAGGCGGCUGCCGUCCCCUCUUUGUGGGAAAAGCCUCCCUUGGGGACCAAUGGUUAUGUGCCCAGCCCCCACCUAGGAAGACCAACAAAGGACAUCUUGCAGGUUCCCCUCCAGAAUGUCCCUCUGGAUACAUCUGACAGUAAACCGCACAAGGCCCUAGAUGUUGAGCCCUCCCAACAGCCUGGCAACAAAGAGAAGCUCAGAAUCAGCAGCCAGAAAGCAGAACCUAUGUGCAUGGGUCAUUUCCAUAACCGCCACAUCUUCCAGCAACAGCUGAUUGAAAAGCAGAAGAAGAAACUUCAGGAACAGCAGAAAACAAUUCUGGAGCUGAGGGAAAACCAGCGGCUGGCAGAGGCCCGGCGGGCAGCAGGGCAUGCUGACACACAGAGCUGCCUGCUGUCAAACCCCAGAGAAGAUGAACGAAAAAGAACCUGCCAGGUGCUUCCAAAUUCACCUGUUGCUUCCCCUGGGACUGAAGGUAGUAGAAGUGACUCCCGAAGUUCUCUGUCUGGACCCAGAAGGAAUCCAAGGCAGCUGAUGGCACCCCAUCCCAUACUGAAAGCCAUGGAAGAGAGAGCAGUUCAGCGAGCUGAACGUAGGCGGAUCUUGGCAGAGAGGAAGAAAAAAAAAGAAGAGGAGAAAUUGGCCCAGUUAAAGGCCCAAGAGGAGGAGCGUCGGAAGAGGGAGGCCGAAGAAAAGGAGGCUCAGCUUGAGAAAAAACGAGAAGAGAAGAGACUGAAGAAAAUGAAAGAACUAGAGAAGCAGAAGAGAAUUAAGAGGAACCAGCAGCUGGAAGCAAUAGCCAGAGAACAUUAUGAAAGCGUAUUGCUAAGAAAAAAAGGUCUGGAGCCUUGGAAGAGACUGAGAAUGCAAAGCAAGCAAAACCUCCAGGUGGCCAAAGGACAUCACUCUUUGGCCCUACAGAGGAAAUGCCUGCUGACCUGGUUCCAGUGGAGUCAGGAAAGCCUGGCUAGGAAGAUGGCCAAAGCUGAUCAAUUUUAUUCCCAAAUAUUACUUAGGAGAGUCAUCCGGGGCUGGCUACAGUACAUGACUGACCUCGAGGAAGCAGUACAAACACUGUGUGUACAUUUUCUUCAGAAGAAGAUUUUCAGGGCCUGGUAUAACAUGGUCAGGGAGGCCAGGCUCGAUUCCCAGAACAAGCACAAGGUUGCGGCGGAGCACAGUGACAGGAGGAUUCUCUGGAUCACAUUUCAGACAUGGAAGAAGUUUACAAAAUUUACGAAAGAGGAAAGAGGAAAAGAAGAAAGGCGAGAGCAGCUCCGUAGGAAGGUAGCUGAAAUUCUUCCAGACUUCCAGAUGCUCACACCGCUGUGA